CGCGUCCCAGCUCUGUGGGGCGCGUGCGUCCAGGUCGUUCCUGUGUCGUGUUCAGGCUGCCGGCGGAGCCUGGUGACCCAGGCCCCGCCCUGAGGGUCACCGUUCCCUUCCGUGCGCGGGGCCCCCGACCUUACCGCGGCUCAGCCGGCCGUGCCCGACCUGCCGGCCAGGGCCCUGUCGCAGCCUCCUACAGUACGAGGCCGUUUUGUCCCGGUCAGGAUCGACGGCCCCUGAGGGGUGUGUACUCAUUUCUGGGCCGUGCGUGCACACACGAUUCUGUUUUUUCUUGUGAGUAUGAAUAAGAGAGGGAAAUAUACAACACUGAAUUUGGAGGAGAAAAUGAAGGUUCUAAGUAGGAUUGAAGCGGGACGAUCUCUUAAAAGUGUAAUGGAUGAAUUUGGAAUCAGUAAAUCAACAUUUUAUGACAUUAAAAAGAACAAGAAAUUGAUUUUGGACUUUGUACUGAAGCAGGACAUGCCAUUAGUAGGGGCUGAGAAGAGAAAGAGAACAACAGGAGCCAAAUAUGGUGACGUGGAUGAUGCAGUCUACAUGUGGUACCAACAGAAACGCUCAGCUGGUACCCCUGUGAGAGGUGUGGAGCUUCAGGCUGCUGCCGAGAGAUUUGCACAGUGUUUUGGGCGAACAGACUUCAAAGCUAGCACUGGUUGGCUUUUUAGAUUUCGAAAUAGGCAUGCAAUUGGGAACCGAAAAGUAUGUGGGGAACAAGUCCUACGUUCAGCUUCAGAAAAUGUUGAGCCGUUUCGACAAAAACUGUCCAUGCUUAUCAAAGAGGAGAAACUGUGUCUUGCUCAGCUGUACAGUGGGGAUGAGACUGACCUCUUUUGGAAGUCAAUGCCAGAAAAUACUCAGGCAAGCAGAAAAGAUAUCUGCCUGCCAGGGAGGAAAAUAAACAAAGAACAAUUGUCUGCUCUUUUAUGUGCAAAUGCGGAUGGUACUCAUAAGUUAAAGUCAAUUAUAAUUGGAAAAUCAAAGCUGCCCAGAAGUGUAAAAGAGGACACAUGUACAUUACCUGUGAUAUACAAACCUAGUAAAGAUGUUUGGUUCACCAGAGAAUCGUUUUCAGAAUGGUUUUUUCAAAACUUUGUUCCUGAAGUCAAGCACUUUCAAGUUAAUGUUCUAAGAUUCCAUGAGGAGGAUGUCAGGGCCUUGUUACUUCUGGACAAUUCUCCAGUUCACCCUUCCACUGAAUCACUAACCAGUGAGGAUGGUCGAAUAAAAUGCAUGUUCUUUCCCCAUGACACUUCAACCUUGAUUCAACCAAUGAAUCAGGGUGUGAUCUUGAGCUGCAAACGACUUUACAGGUGGAAGCAACUUGAGGAGAGUCUUGUAAUUUAUGAAGAAAGUGAUGAUGAGCAAGAUAAAGGAGAAAAAGGAGUUUCCAAGAUUAAAAUCUACAACAUAAAAAGUGCAAUUUUUAACUGGGCAAAGAGUUGGGAUGAAGUAAAACAAAUAACCAUAGCAAAUGCAUGGGAAAAUCUUUUUUACAAAAAGGAACCUGAAUAUGAUCUUCAAGGCUUAGAAGAUGGAGAUUAUAGAGAAAUUCUUGAGAAAUGUGGGGAGUUGGAAACCAAGCUGGAUAACGAUAGGGUGUGGUUAAAUGGGGAUGAAGAAAAGGGCAGCCCCCCGAAAACAAAAGGUGGAAUUACAAAGGAAGUUGUUCAAAAAGCGGGAGCUGAGGAGCAGACUGCUGAAUUUAAGUUAUCUGCUGUAAGAAAGAGUUUGGACUACCUUCUUGACUUUGUUGAUGCAACACCUGAGUUUCAAAGGUUCCAUUUUACACUGAAAGAGAUGCAACAAGAAAUAAUCAAGAAGCAGUUCCAGAGUAGAAUCCAUUCUAGAAUUGGUAGCUUUUUGAAAUGUAGGCCUCAUAAUAUUAAGGAUUCCUUCAAUAUGCCUUCAACUUCUGGUUGUAGUAAGUAGAUAUUGUGUUUAAAGAUUUCUGCAGUUAUGUAAUGAUACAUGAAUUAGACUUGUUGUGAACUGUCAUUGUUUUUAUCAACUGACCUCACUUUGCACAGCAAUGCCCAUUUAUACUGUUUAUAAAAUACACGAUUUGAAAGUAAUAAAUUUGGGGCUUUUGAUGUAUAAAUAUGUUCAUUAAUCUAUAUUUUUUUCUAUUUUAGACAAGAACUUGAAUAAUGAGGAACUAUUGUCCCAGAUUAUCUAAGGUGAAAUGGAUGUGGGGAAAGCAUUAAAGUCUAAAUGUAUUCACAGCAUAUAACAAAGAAGCUAUAUGUAUGCUGACUAGUUAUUUAAGAAGAUAAGGACAGACUUGGUUUUCAAUUUAAUGGUAUGACAUACUCUGCUCUUGUAAAUGAGUUACCACCUGUUUAGUGUUUGUUUUCUUCUUAUUGUGGAAGUGACAUAUGCUGAUUAUAAAAAAGAUUUAUAAGAAAGAUAAAAAGCACCCAAAUUCUGUCAACUGAUGAUAGGCUCCCUUAACACUUUGGUAUAUUUCAUGUAUUUUAAAAAAUAGGUAAGUUACAUUGU
Lagenorhynchus albirostris (white-beaked dolphin) is the source of this 2511-nucleotide messenger RNA. It is a transcript of the gene TIGD7, whose product is annotated as tigger transposable element derived 7. The transcript is spliced from 2 exons. Lineage: Eukaryota; Metazoa; Chordata; Mammalia; Artiodactyla; Delphinidae. Bases 295 to 1941 code for a protein of 548 amino acids. Gene Ontology annotation, molecular function: DNA binding. Gene Ontology annotation, cellular component: nucleus. The record is from RefSeq and is a predicted model, not a curated record.